ACGGACGUGGACGAAGAAGAAUAACAACAACAGGAUAUCAACAUGGCAGCCGACAGUGAUGUGAGUUUUCUGUGCUAAUAAACCCAGAUAAUAUUGUCAGUACUGUGGCGUCAAUGAUUCAGAUGUGGGCUAAAACCUCAUUAUUGCAUGCAUCUUUGUUUAUUUCCUCCUCUAGCCCGAGACGGAAGUGUUUGAGAUCACAGAUUUCACCACCGCCUCUGAGUGGGAACGGUGAGUAUUAAACUGUCAGCUGUCACAGGCCUAAUGGGACUUUACUUCACAUUUAACUCCUAUGUACAACUAUGACAACCGUGGCGCAGGGUAUCAGCCUGUACAGCAAACAUUUACACACAUUUAGAUGUUUAUUUGACCAAGACUUGAUCCUAAACUCCCUUACUCUGACUUGCGGGUGUGGACUAGAUUAUCCCAAAGAGACUCCAGACACUUUUAGCCUGAUCUUCAUUUGCUCUUCUGUUAUCACUGCCAUUUCUCAUUCUCACACUCAUUCUGUCCCUCUGCUUGACUAACACACACCUACUCCCCCAUGCUCCUUCAUCCAGCAGCUCUACAGAUAGAGCAGUUUCCAGGUUUUUAAUGUUGUCUUCUUCAUAAGUUUGGCCUUUGUGUGAUAUUCUUGAGAUGGCCCUCUGAGAGACAUGAUUUGGCCAGUCCAGUGUAAUUUUUUUAGUUUCAAUAAAGAUCCCUGUGCAUCACACAUGAAGGGCUCAGAGUAUGGCUGGGCGAUAAAACCAUAAUGAUAUAUAACCAAAAUUGAUUUCCCUCAAUAUCGAUACAAAACAUGGUCAAUAUGUUUUUCGAUAGCUGGUAUUCUGCUAUGUUUUGGUAGACUAUACGAAUAGCCAAUGAAAAGGGGAGUUGCUCCAGGUCGCGCUGUGCUUAACCAAUCAUGUGCUGAAUUAGAACCAAGUAGCAAACAACGGUGUAGUAGCAGGCUGCAGCUACACGCAACAUAGCACUUUAACACGUAAAGCCGACAGCACUUUUGAUGAGGAAAAAAAGAAAAAGAGUGCUACCCCCCGGCAGAAAUACAGAUGAAGGCUCAACAGAUGAUGGCAUUGUUGACAACACUGGCACGAAAACUUUGGUGGUGUGGAGGUACUUCAUUACUCAUGAAGCAGAGUAAUGUGGACUGCAAAUUAUGUCGAGUACAUGUUCUCACAAAGUCGGGGAAUACCUCAGAUCUUUUUCAUCACCUGAAGCAGUGCCAUGCAGCAGAGCACGCGCAAUGCAAAAGGUUACAAACCCAAAGCAGAGCAAGGAGACCAUGAUGCCUGUGCAGCCAAAACAACUGACCAUUCAGUUCGCUUUCUCUAGUGCAACGUCUUACGACAAAACGGCGAAGAGACACAAAGACCUCACAGAUGCAGUAGCGUAUUGUAUUGCAAAAGACAUGCUACCACUAAGCACUGUUAAAUUUCAUUUUUUAUAUCGUGAUAUAUAUCGAUAUCAACUGAUAGGAAAUAAAUAUAUCAUGAUAAACAUUUUCCUAUAUCGCUCAGCCCUAACUCAGAGACAGGUUGACAACUCACAUGUUACCCUGUCACACGAGUUUCAGUCUUGAAAGAGAGGGUGUUAUCCCUUAAGAGAUUUGGAAUAUAAGUGCUUUUGCUCAUUCAGAUAUUAAACCAUUUUUUAGUCAGAGUUUACAGCUCCUGAAAAGCAGCAGAAAGAGAGACAAUAAUGACUAUAAUGACUACAAAUACCAUCAACACGGACUAGAUAUCCACAUGAUCAUUGCAGUUUUACUCCUUUUAACUGCAGCAUAUCAGCACAUUAUGCCAUAAAUGAUACUGUGUGUGUCCAAAGACUCCCUGCUGCUAAUGAAAGAACUCAUUUUGUCUAUUUGCAGGUUUGUGUCCAGAGUGGAGGAAGUGCUCAAUGACUGGAAGCUGAUUGGUAACUCUGCAGGAAGGCUGUCCCCAGAGAAGGUGCUCUACUCUCAGUAAUCCUUUAAUAAUCUGAUGAAAACGACCAGUCAGCUGCCAGUUUGUCAUUUUUGCUCCAUGUUGACCUCAUUUUCUUCAAACACAGGGUGCAUACACCACAGGAACCUGGUUGGAGAAGUCUCAGGACAUCAACUUUGCAGACUUUAAAUUCGUAGUUACUCAUUUUGUCCUGAAACAAGAGGGCGAGAAUGACAGCGAGAAGGACAAGGUUGAGGAAGGUACAGUCACUUCUGAAUGUAUCACAGCUCUAUUCUGGAGUGUGCCGUCUGUUUUCACUCUACAGUCAAGGGCAGUGUUAGCAUGAUAAACAGUGCAGCCAGACUUCUGAAUCUACUCCUCUAAUAUUCACUCUUUGUCUCCUGACCUUUUGUGUAGAUGCUUUUCCUGCAGCAAUGCAGGACCUUCUGUGUAUGAACAAUGACUUCCCUCCUCGAGCCCACUGCCUGGUGAGAUGGUGAGUUCAGUUUUGCUUUUUUAAAUCCUAAAACAUUGUAGAGAGGCCGUGUCAACAUUAAGAUCUUUUUUUCACUUUUAUAACCUUUAAAUCAGACAACCAUGUUACUUUAGCUUGUGACAGCAUUUGUUUUAUUUAGAGGACUCAUGGUUUACACUUUAUUUGUCCUUGUCAGUCCUGAUUCUUGACUUUGAUAUCUCGGUAUCGUCCUCAUCAAUGACCAAACAAUCAACAGAGGGGAUGAGUUUUUCCAGCUUAAACACUUUUUAGUAGUUGCGAGUGUAGUGUUGGAUUUUUCCUCUGUUUCCGUCCACUCUUUUUAAAUAAAAUCAACAUAAUGUACUAUAAUCUAACAAUGCAAAAAGAUCCACUGGACCCUUCUUUUCCAAAAAGAAACACUACUAGAUGGCAUUCUUUCUCACUCUACAUCAACUUAUUUGCACAGUUUUCAAAUUAACAUAGACUCUUGAACAUGCUGUAUGUUUACAUGUUGACAAAAUAAGAGUUAUUGAUUUAUCGCUUUAGUCUGACUGAACCUGGGCUUUUCAAAUGUAUCUCAGUUGGAACAACAUACCCAGAUAAUGCAGUCAGGGGUCGAUUUUCUCUUGCAUGCAUACGCUUCAACCAAACCCAAAAGUGGCAGUGGCAGAGGCAUUCUGCGCAUGCUCCAUUAGUUGCAUGUCAAUCUUUGGCUCAGAUGUUGAACAGCAGAAAUGUGUUGUUAGAGGCUGGGUACGGAAAAUUAAAAAUGGUGUAGGAGUUGAAAGGAAAAGAAAGGGAUGAAAAAGAAAGUGUGUAAACAUUUGCAUUUAUGUAUGUGUGUAGAAAAAUCAGGAAAGCUGACACCUUUGGUCAUCUAGUUACUAAAAAAUAAAUGACCUGCAGGAGAUCAUAUGAUAGAUAUAAACUUUAUUUGUACAGCACUUUGCUUUAUGAAUUAAAAGAAACUAAAGGAAAGGAAUAUUAUGAUUAAAACUGUAAAAUAAAAACAAAACAGAAGCAGCAUCUAGAGGUUUAAAAUGUGGCAAAAAAUGUCUCCUGUCAAGGCUUGUCUAAAGAAAUAUGUUUUUAAAAGAAGACAAAGAGGAUGCCAAUCGGAACUUUUUGAGGAGGCUGUUCCAGUAGAUUUUACUCUCGGCUUAUCUUACUUCUUCCAAGUCUGUCUGAAGCUGCUGUGACACUAUUCACAGAUGGAUUUAUAGAGAUGCAACCCAGGCUAGAAACAGAGGGCGUAAUGCUGAAAUGUGAUGCCAGUGCAUAUUUUUUUGUGCUGACAGGUACGGUAUGCAAGAGUUUGUAGUAAUCGCUCCAGGAACAAACUGUGAGGCCAUCAUCAGCGAGUCCAAAUGUAACCUGCUGCUCAGCUCCGUCUCCAUCGCUCUGGCAAACAGCGGCUGGUGAGUCACCUGUAUGACUAAGCAUUAGUGUGCUCAUGAAAAGGGCAAAAAGAGCUGAGCCUCAGUUGCCUAUGUGACCAUCUGCGAAGAAACGACACAUGAGGUAGUCACAUUCAAAUCUGCUCUGCCUCUUUUCUGUGUGUCCAGCCAGCUGCCUGUGUUUGUGCAGAUCCAGCAGAAGUGGAGAAAGAUGUUCAACGGAGAGUGCCAGGGUCCAGGUGUGCGCACAGAUUUUGAGAUGGUACACCUCCGCAAGGUGCCGAGUCAGUACAACCACCUUUCAGGGCUGCUGGACAUCUUCAAGUCUAAGAUAGUGAGUGCUGACAAAGUGAUUAAUCUGAUUCGUCCCCUCGCUUGAACUUGGUCACAUGCUCCUUUUCUCCCUCCUCAGGGUUGUAAUCUGUCGCCUCUGCCUCCGAUCAACAUCGCUAUCCGCUUCACCUACAUCCUCCAGGACUGGCAGCAGCAUUCGUGGCCACAGCAGCCUCCAGGUGAGCACAGAGAAAUGAGAUGGUGAAUGUGAACAUGUUAUUCAAUAAAAGCCAGUUACCUCCAUUUCAGCCUCAGCCUCUUUUCCACCCCCCAGGAAUAUCUUUGACUGCUACCAUAAUAUUAUAUUCAGACAGCUCACAACAGCUCACAGCGCAAAGCUUAAGUCCUCUAACUUUCAAUUUUUCUACCCAACCAGAACAAAGCACUAUAAUAUUUGAGAUCUUCGUUCAGUUAUUCUUUAAAAUACGGACAUUUAGCUCGGGUUUGACAACACUUGACUGUUUUUGGACUAAAGCUGUUUGGGAUUUUGUGUCUUUACGUUAGACUUUGACACACUCCUUGGAGGCGAGGUGGGAGGAGUGGAGUUUGGGAAGCUUCCAUUUGGAGCCUGUGAGGAGCCGAUCAGGUAAAAGACUUCAAACUUCUAUCAGUCCUUAAAAAAAAUAAAAAAUAAUAUUGAGUAGAUGUAUUAAUCUGUUUUCUUGUUUUUUUUUCUCUUAGUGAACUCCAUCUUGCAACCACUUGGCCUCACCUGACAGAAGGGAUCGUGGUGGAUAAUGACGUCUACAGGUGCGACUAACUGAUAUGACUGUUAAUGAUAUGCUUCUAACCUUUUGAAAAUCAUCAUCUAAGACUUUCUUGAUGACCUGCACACAUCCUGUGUUUGAUAGAUGCAGAUUUUAAAAGACAAGCAUGUUUCGGUUCUAAUGUAACUACCUGUGCUCUGUUUGUUUGACUCCGCAGUGACCUGGACCCCCUGCAGGCUCCUCACUGGUCAGUCAGAGUCCGGACUGCUGAAAACCCUCAGUGCUUACUGGGUAAGAUCAAUCCUGCAAUCUCAUGUACUAAAACACAACAUCUGAGAUAAAAGCAUGAGGUGGUUUGUGUUAUCCUUUUUACCUUUCUUAUACAAGUCAUUGGUGGGAGAAAAAAAACGAUACAGUAUCGAUACAAUAUCGUGAUAUUUUAUCUAGUAAUAUAUCGACUGCUUUCUCAGUGGGGUUGGCAGAGGUGACAUCACAGAGCAGAACAAAGUUAGUACAACAAAUAUAUAUAUAUCGGGUUUGAAAGAUGUGUUACAUGAAAUAUUAAUGUUGUGUAAAGACGAUAAACAUAAAGGAAAGACAAAUGCUAAAUUAGCUAAACAGUUGAAAAAAUGGUAUAAAUCGCAAUAUAUUGUAUCGCAAUACUCACUGUAUGGCAAAAUGUUCAAAAUUGCAAUAAUAUCGUAUCAUGGCCCAAGUAUCGGCCCAAGUAUCGUGAUAAUAUCGUAUCAUGAUAAUAUCAUAUUGUGGCCCAAGUAUCGUGAUAAUAUCAUAUCGUGAUAAUAUCAUAUCGUGAUAAUAUCGUAUGGUGGCCCAAGUAUCAUGAUAAUAUCAUAUUGUGGUAAUAUCGCAUCAUGAUAAUAUUGUAUCGGGCCCAAGUAUCGUGAUAAUAUUAUAUUGUGGGGCCACUGGUGAUUCCCACCCUUACAAGUCAUCUAGUUUCAAUUUCUGAAUAUUCUUUUAUACGAGGUCAGUGGUCAGCCUGUUCAUGUCAGGUGAUAUUAGCCUCAUUAGUCACUUUGUCAUUGUUCCCCUGAUUUAUUUUAAGUAGUGUUAAUUAAACUUGGUCUAACCAAUCAAAUUCAUGUUUUUAGCUCAAGUAAGUUAAGAUGUAACUCUAAACUUCACUGCUUGGGAUUUCAAAGCUUUGAUUUCAAUCAACACAAUUUUUUCAUUGUCCAAACAAAAAGAAAAUCUCUUAAAAUCGGACCACUUCUUCUCUUCCUGUUGCAGGUGACUUACUGUCAGAGUUUUAUAAGCUCUGCUGUAGGAAGGAGUCCACAGAGGAGGUCCUGGGUAGAACAGCAGCUGAAGAAGAGGGACAAGGUGAGGCUACUUCCUUUGUCAAAUGAAUUAUUAAUAAUAGAAUAAUAAUAAUAACUCUGAAAAUAAAUAAAUAAAUACACGUCUCCCCUGAAAGGAUCUUGUAGACACAUAGAACGAUCACAUGCCUGCCUGUUACUUGGUCUAAAUGGUGAUGACUCCCUGAAGAGAAAAAAAAAAUCAGUGUAAACUACUUAUAAAUAACUUGUCUCUUCUCCUACAGAGAACAGUGACAUCAGCUCAGCUCUAUCCAGGCUAACCGAGCCGACAGCAACAGUCCCCAUCUCCAGACUCUCGGUCUCAAACAUGGUGCACAGCGCCCGCAAACACAUCAGACGUCACCGCCGCGUUGACGAGUCUCCGCUCAGCAAUGACGUUCUCAAUUCUGUCCUGCUGGUAUGAUAACUGUUGUGUUUGAUUUGUUUCGUGUGAUUGAUUGAUUUGUUUGAGCCAUUUUGGAGUUGCUGUCUCAGCUAUAAGAGCUGCAGCUGAUUCCCUGCAGGCCAAUGUGACGGAUCAAAGAAAGUUUAUUAAACCCACUGUUUUGACCUCUGACAGACUCAGAUUGUUAUCAUACAUGUGUCUCUUUCAAGAAUUUCCACUUAAGUGUUUUUUUGUUGUUGUUUGUUUUCAGUGUCUCUUUCCUGACGCUGCCGUGGAGAAGUCAUCAGACAACAGCAAGAAUAAACCUGCACAGUCGAACGCCGAGGGGAAAGCAGAGCAAGAUAAAAACUCUGACUAUGUAUGUUUGACCUUUGAACUCUUUCUUACUCUGACGGGUUGAAGUUUCAGGCAAAUUAAAGUGUUUAGAGAUGUAUGUUUGGGUAAGUAUGAGCUUAAAUGUGUAAUACAUGAACAGUAUUCAAGAAGGAAAACAAACACUAUGAUUGCAGUGUGCUAAAAGAAUAAGACAGUUAACCAAAAACACUGAUAUGGUCUUUAUUUAACAGCACUGAGUCAAAAACUAAAGGCCUGGGGAGGUGAAACACCUUCAAGUCACUGACCUUCCUCACCCCUGUCAUUAGAUUUCCAUGUUAACCUUUUAAAAGGUUUCCUCAGCUCCUUGGGGUUUUAGGGGACAGGUGUUACUAAUGCAUUUUCAGCAGAGAACUUGACAUUAACACUUCAGUUUCUGUAUUUUCUGUAGAUAUUAAGACUUAAGUGUCUUGAGGAAGGUGAGGCAGAACCAGGAACAGAUGCUGUUUAAGCCAGAACACUCUGUCUGGGUUAGCCUGUAUGGUUGACCUUAUCCCCUCUUCAAAAUAUGACUUUUUAAAAAUGUUUUCAGAUUUACUUUUGGGCCCCCUUCCAGUGGCACCCUUAAAUAUCCCUCUCUCAUUGAACUUAUGUUGGAAAAAUUAAGUAUUGUGGUCAAAGGGGCUCAAAACUCCAGCUGCACUUGAAUAGAAGAAGGAAAUGUAUUAUUCUCCUAUUCUGAUCCUCCUUUCUGCUCCAUGUGCCCAGAACCUUUUCCUCCAGCUGAAGUCAGCACCCAUCGACAGUCUGACUUCCCGGCUGGCUCUGUGUGUUUGCCUGAUCAACUACAACUAUGGCGGGCUGCGGGCAGUCGCACACCUGUGGCAGGAGUUUGUCCUGGAGUUGCGCUACCGAUGGGAAAAUAACUACCUCGUCUAUGGGUGGGAAACUACUGUGUGGUUUUACUUGAUGAGAUCUCUACAUUCACUCUGUCCACAUUGGAUUUUUGCUGAUAUCUUAAUCUAGUAACGGUUUCAUGUUCAUUCAUAUUUAUCCUCUCUUCUCAACAUGUUUCCUGAUCUGCAGACUGACAGGUGGACCUCCUGAUCUACGCUGUUGUCUUUUACAUCAGAAGAUCCAGGUAGUGUUUUUGCAAAAUGCACAUAGAAAAAAGUAGAAAAAAGUUGUUUUAUUUAGCAAAAAGAUAGAAAGAAGUAGUUUUAUUAUUCUCUUUCUGGAUAGAUGCUCAACUGCUGCAUCGAGAGGAAGAGAGCGAGAGAUGAAGCUCGCCGGGCGCAGGAUGGAGGUAAGGACAAGGAACACAGGGGGGCUGGGAGCAGCCAGAACGGCCGUCCAACAUCAGACUCUACGACCUCCAAAGAGGUGUCUCCUGGGAAAUCCUGGGAGUCGUGGAGCGACAGUGAGGACGAGUUCUUUGAGUGUGUGAGUGAACAGGGGGAGACGGAGUCCUCGCAGACGGAGGGAGGAGAAAAGGACGGCGGUAAAAUGAAGGCAGAGGGGAGGCUUCACCCACAUAACAACAUGACUCUGCUCAACUCCUCAGAGCCGCUCUAUGUACCCAUCACACAGGUUAGCAGACCCUCCUCUAAGAGCUCCUGUGAAAACAAGUAACAGACAGAUAAACAAUAGCUGUGGUUGUUUUAUUGUCAGGAACCUGCUCCGAUGACUGAGGACCUAUUAGAAGAACAGUCUGAAGUUCUUGCCAAACUGGGGACGUCAGCUGAAGGUUCCCACCUCCGUGCUCGGAUGCAGAGCGCCUGUCUGCUCUCUGACAUGGAGUCCUUCAAGGUGAGACGUGUAUUUAUAAAGUCUAAUAAAAGACUAAAGCUUUGGUUAAGUAUGGGCGAUGUCGCAGAAAUAUAUCACUUUUUCUGUUUUUAGAAGAAUCCUGAUCUUCGUUUUGUCUCCUUCCUAUUUUUUGUUUAAUUUCAAGCCAUGUUUCUUUAUGUAAAAAUGCUGGCCUCAAAGAAACAGGAGAAAUAAAGCUGAUGUUAACAGUCUUUUCCUUCACAGGCAGCAAACCCGGGCUGUGUCCUAGAGGACUUUGUGCGUUGGUACUCACCUCGCGACUACGUGGAGGAGGAGGUGACGGACGAGAGCGGCAACAAGGUGGUGAAAGGAGAGCUCAGCGCCAGGAUGAAGAUCUCAGGAAACAUGUGGGUGGAGGCCUGGGAGUCCGCCAGAGUCACACCUGCACGCCGGCAGAGACGUCUGUUUGACGACACUAAAGAGGCUGAAAAGGUCAUUUACGCUUUCAGCUGAGCACAAGAGUCAUGAGGAGUCCUUUCGAUAUGACAGAUAACACUGAGAGAAACUAAAGCAGGAUUAUUUCCCUUGUUUUUUUUUAGGUUUUACACUAUUUGGCGAUGCUAAAACCUGCAGACGUGACUUGUCAUCUCCUGCCCUGCAUCCUCCACUCUGCCAUUCUGAAGCUAAAAGAAGAAGGUGAGGGAAAGGUGGUUUGGUGUUGAAGUAUGUAGUCACAUGUAAUCACACGUCAUCAUGUAAUAGACAAAACAAAAACAAACAUCCUUUCUGUGUUUUUAUGGAGAACUUAGUUAAAUCUUAAUCACAUUUUCAGGACCUGAGUAAAACCAGGGCAUCCUAAAAUCUGAUAGUUUAAAAUUUAAGGCCUUAAAAUCCUCGAAAAUUCUCUUAAAAUCUUAUAAAAUGCCUUAAAAACGAUUUUGAAAGGUCUUAAAAUGCGUUGAUGUUACUUACAAAUAAAUAACGUGCCAUAGGCAUAAAGAUUGAUUUGUGAUGUGAUGUAAAAUGUUCAGAUUUCCCUUCAUGUCUUCUGUACUUUUUUGCCAGAAUGGAUGUUAAAUUGGUCUUCAAAAAAGUCUUAAAAGGUCUUAAAUUUGGCUUGUUGAAACCUGCAGAAACCCUGAAAAUCCAAUUUUUGGCACAGCACAAUCACACAAAGCCAAAUUAGAAAGCACAGAUGGGAUCUCAAAGCGCAUCAUGGUUUGUCAGUAUUUUUAACUAGAGCACUGAGAUAGUGUGUGUAGGCUGUGUGUGGUUAAAAUGACAUAUAACCACUUGAUCAGAGCUAUGCACCACUCUUACAUGUACGGUGCUAGCUCUUAGCUAUUAGCCAUAUUAUGUACACCAUUUGAUAGAGUUAGUGAUACUACUAGUUAUUGACACUCAGGAUCCACUUUGACUGCAGUAUCAUGUUAUAGACAUAUUAAACACCUCUGUUACUGCCACAAAUUACGAAGCCAGUUCUCUAGACAUGAUGCCCAUAGUUGAUGUGUCGGUCAUUGGGCUUCCUUCUUCAAUCAGCUUGCUUCUGAUUGGCUGUCAUUUUGUUCUGAUUCUACAUAUUGAACAUGUUGAAAAUUCAUGAUUUCAAGUGGGGCGGCUCAUAGGUCAGGGAAAGGAAAAUCACUCUAACACAUCUCACAUCAGAGGAUAACCUGGCAAGAUUAUUUAAAAAUCAACUGAAAUUUUGUUGGUAAAAGGGAACUGGGCUUGAAAUCAGGAUUUAAAACGUCACCUUUAGUGGGUUUAAAAUUACUUCACCUUGAAUUUGUUUCAAUUUGUUUGUACAGUAUGAUUAAUUUCCCUCAAAGACGUUGAAUUUGUAAAUCUGAUCAAAUCCCAUUCCAACGUUUGGCUGCUGUGAAACUAAAUUAUGUUGAAUGAAGUCUGCAGGGUGCAAAAUAAAAUGUUUACGUCCAAAGAAAUCAAUAACUGUGCACCAAAUAUUGAUUUUUAAAGUGUCCUUAUUUAUUAAAAGUGAUUUCAUUUAUAGACUCCAUCACACUGUGACUCUAACAACAGCUGAUUUAUUCUCUCCAUCUCCUCCUCGUCCUCUCUUCACAGAGUCGGUAGAAGACAUUCCUUCAGUCAAAAAGAGCAUUAGGCAAGCUACGAGUCAGGCCAGCAAGCUGCUUCACCCGCCAAACUACGACAUCAAGAAGUUAGAGGUCAGUGUGUUUGAGACGUGGAAUAAAACUCCAGAGGAUGCAAUCAGACACCCUGAGACAUCCAGAGUGUCAAAAUAUAACUUUAAUGUAGAAAAAAAGACCUUCAAACAAUCAAGUAUUCCCUGAAAAUAUGCAUUACAUCAAUUUUGCUGUGAACUUUGCCAAGUAGUUUUGGAGGUUUUUUCAUGUAAAAGAAAUUAUAGAUUUAAAAAUAGUUCUCAUAUUUCCAUUACAAAGCAAAGUCUAUCUCUUAAACAUUUUUAUCUUGGUUUAAUUCAAAUGUUUUAUUCUUAAAACAGACGGAAGAAAAACUGAUUCAAACACAGUCUGCACUCGUGUUAUUGUGCUGUAAUAAUUAAAAGCUCUUCCUGCUCCUGGAGAAAUCAAGUUCCUGUGGCUUUUCUUUGUCUGCAGGAUUUCAUUAACCAGCUGACGGCCAUGGAGACCGUCAUCACCCGAGCUCGUUCACUCAAGGCCAAGUUUUCUCUCUGUGAGGGGGAGAAAGGAGAGGACCAAGAAGAGCUGGAGAAGUAAGUAACAAAGUUGUGUUUUAUAUUUUACUCUGAGAUACAAUUAUGUGACCUCUGUGCGGCUCAGUGUCACAUGACUCUGAUUCUGUCCUCAGGUUUGUCAGCCUAUUGCUGGAGGAACCAGAGGUGGAUGUGAUCGGAGCGGGCCAGGGUCCGGCUGGCAGCAUCAUCCACAAAAUGUUCAUUAACUCUCAGAGGGUAAGAGCUCUCAGUCCCCUGAAUGUCUCUGUGUGUCUCUACUUCAGAAUCGAAGACAAAUGAAGGGAAAUCAGUCCUGGACUUGAAUCAUUUCAGCUGCUUUGAAUGCUAAACUUUAAAAUAAUUUACUCCUGCUUAGACUCCAACAGAUUCAAGCGUUAAUCAGACUUUGCUGAUUAUGAAGGUCUCACUUGAAUACAUUAAGCCAAAACCACAUCAGGAUGAUUUAAUCCCAGUUUGAAGUUGUGAUGUUGGGAUACAGCUGACAGAGAUUUCCUGCUACUUUCUUUCAUCGCAGCAUUUUGUGUAUAAUUCUUGUUCAAUCCAAACUGAAGUACUUUAUAUUUUGUUGUGAAUUUCCUCUUUUUCGACUGUGCUUUGUGUUUUUCCUCUACCUGCCGCUUACAUCAAGCUGGCUGACUUCACCAGUGAUGAGGUAAACAGAGCCGCUGAGACUGCCUGCCUUAAAUAACCUGAUACACCCUUAAAAGUCCCUCAAUGACAGUCUAGUAAUUACAAAUAAACAGCUAAUUAGUCUGCAUUGAAAGAUAAGAGAUGAUACUUGUGACACUAAAAUACUACAACCCUCUGCCAAGUCUACUUCCUGACUGCUGGUUUGUAACGUUUCACCUUCUCCUCUUCUUCAGGCUGCCCUCCUGUCAGCUCUAGAGGAGGACUUCAGCUCCGACAGACGACCGGCUGGAGGAAGCAACAAAGUGCCUGACUUUCCCCCUCCAGCAGGCCGAGAGAUUCUGCUGCGCACGUGUGUCCCUCGGCCCGCACCGUACUCCAAAGCUCUGCCUCAGCGUCUCUUCUGCGUGUUGAUGAAGGAGGAGUUCAGGCUGGCGGGGGCGUUUUCUUCAGACACCUCCUUCUUCUGAGACCAAAUGAUGAACAUGAAUGCAGGACUGAAGCACAGAGGAUGACUGGCAUUAAAAAGAGUGGAUCUGUUUGAUGGUUCUCUGUUGGUUGAGCGGUUUGUUGACAGAUACAUGCGAUGAAGCUCUGAGAGGCAAAGAAAAGGGAGAAACUUUAUUCUGAAAGGGUUCCUCUUUGACUUGAAAGGUUGAAAAGGGAUUUGCAAGAAAAAUUGUUCCCCUUUUUUAAAUUUAGUUCAGGGCUUUUUUUUCUUCUUUUUUGGAGGGACAGGACAGAUGAGAGAGUAGGGAGUGACAUGCAGUGAAGGGUUGUGGGUAGGAAAUAAGUCUAGGCUGCAUGUUUCAACGUCGAUAUCCACUUUACAUGGGGGUGCCUGAUUUAACCACUGAACCAAACCUAUACCCCUUUUCAUUUUUGGUAAUUUCCGAUUAUCAAGUAAGGGCUUUUGCAUUGUUAGCCUGUAGUUUUGUUAAAUGGCGAAUAUAUUUUGCACGUUAGCUGUACAGUCUUGCAUUUUACACAGCCACCGACCAAAUAUAUAAACAAGUUGGCUCACGAUACAGAAAACACUGAUUUUAUCAUUUUCAAACAUAUAUGUAUGCGGCUGAAAAAAGUAGUCGCCUGAUUCCACUGUGCCGUUUCCAUGGCUACACAUUCUAAUCUACUCGUUUCCGGUUGAUUCAACAGUACGUUUUCAUUGACGGUUACUUUAGACGAGGUGAACGGGACUUCUAAAUUGACAUUUCUAUCUUCCUUUCGGAAAUUUGUAGUCGACACUUGUUUAAAACUAAUGAUGCAAAAAUCACGAGUUAUAACACUGUAUCUUGCGCUGUACGUUUCUUUGUAUCGACCUGUUAGUUAGUGAUGCUGUCGCCAGCUCUACUGCCAGUGCCUCAAUUCUAGGACACUCUCUCAACAUAUGCAAUGUUGUAGAUAAGACUAAUUAAUCCAACAAACGGAAAGUUAAUAAUUUACUAUUUUCAAACAGAAGGUGGGACAGAACUUUCAAUGCGCACUGAUACGAUACGAGAUGUGAUACGGUCGAUUCUUGUCGUUGCUCUUACUAUGAUGAGUUAAUAAUGGAUUUCAUCAGCGGGGGUAUCUAGAGAUUUUGACCAAUCAGCACCUAGUACAUCACAAUCAGGUGAUUUAGAAAAAAAAAAUCAAAUGUUAAAAAUAUUAAAUUUUUGAUUUAAAGUCAGUUUUAUGUGUUUUAUUGCUACACAGAAUUUUAGCCAUAAGUGGCUGAACUGCACCACUGUGGAGUGUUAGAAUUAGGACUUUUUGUUUUGUUGAAGUUGAAUUUUAAUCUUUAUGUUCUAAAAUCAAGGUAACCACAAACUUGACAUUAUGUGUCUGCAAGUCAUUCAACACUAUCGUCAAUAUCUGGGGAAUAAUCACAAACUUUUUACCUGUUUGCACCGAUGAAAAAAAUGUUAGAAACUAAAAAAGUUAUUAUUUCUCCUCUUGUUCUUCAGUCAUGAACUGAUCAAACCGAUAUACUUUUCAGUUCUUUCUCUUUUGCCUCUUAGAGCUUCAGAAGUUAUGUGAUGGUUAAAUUCGAGCAUCACCUACUGUAUCUGUCUUUGCAACAUUUCUCUUGCCAACAAACAACCAGUCAUAAAAUCUAAGCAAGACAUCUCUCAUCUGUUGUGUUGUAAUACUGGAAUCCACCAGAGAGCAAAUGCAAACAUGAAGUAGCAGUUACUAGCUAAAGAUACAGUAUGUAACAAUAAUUUUUAUUUAUAUUGUGGUUUGACAACUUGAAUUUAAACUAGUACCAUAAGACAGUCAUCUGAUGAUUAAAGCUCACAUUGCUGUGCUACAAAACCAUUUAAAAGUCCUUAAUUGUACCUGCAGUGCUCAUUUUUAAAUAACAUGUAUAUUUUUUUCUGCUGGUUUCUUUUUGUACUGUUAUUUGCUGUUGUCCACCCAUACCGAGUCACUGCGUAACACCAAUUCUACUAACAUGUUUUGUCUUUGUGUUGUGUUGCACAGCAGAGGUUUCUGGACCCAUGAGAGCAGUAGUAUUUCAACACUACCUUGCAAGCAAAAACUGAAAUGAGUAUUUUGAUCAUGCAUACACAAACAUGCAAACACACAAAAGUAAAUGCAUCACUGAGAUAAAGUGCUUGAUUAAACAUAGCUUUACUUGCUGCAGCAGAGGCCAGUGUAAGCCAUCUACGUUUUUCAAAUAUUUAAAUCAAAACCUGUUGUGUUUUGUCAGCUGAUGCUGUAGUCAUGUGCAGAUGUUUAAUUAAAUUUACAUGUGAUGUGAAUCUGCUGUGAUUUGCAGGGAAGGGUUAAUGUACAAUGCAGUCAAAUAUGUCCUUUAAACUUAGAAUAAACAGUGUUCUCCAGUCUUGGUUGGUGCUAAGCUUUCUUGUGUGAAACACUCCUUUGGUUGGUCAGACCAUUUGGGUAGAUAAUGCAGAGUUAAAGAUUCCCCUUGGACUCUAGAUCUCAAGUUGUUGUUCUGGGACUGCUCCUGUUUUGUUUAUCUUGCACAUGUACAUCAAGUUCAAAAUUUUACAAACAAAAAAAAGUUAUGUUUUAUAAUCCAGAUAAUCAAAACAUACUGCUGAAAAAAAAAAGUAAAAAUCAUCUUAAAUUAUAAGACUAUUUGAUACUUAUUUUCAGUAAAUUACUUCUCAAACUGUGCAUAUCAAUACCAGGCCUCUCGAUCUAUACUUUAAAACACAUAACCACAACCAUCAAUAAGACUACUGACAAGAGCUGAGACUGUCUCAUUUGUCAAACAGAUUGCAGUGAAAGCAGGUUUAAGGCAUUAACUAUAGAUUUCUUGAAAUAAUAAAUGGCGUACCGCAGGGCUCUGUUAUAGGACCACUAUUGUUUACAAUUUAUACCAACAGUAUUGAUCAUAAUGUUCCUAACAACAAUUUUCCCUUUUAUGCAGAUGAUACAGUUAGACUGCUCCACCCUUACAAGAUGCUUUUGCUACACAGGACACCUUUAAUGAGUUAAUAUUGACCUUAAAUCCUGAUGAAACUCAUGAGCCUGCCAUCUACAUUAUGACAUUUCAAGGUCAUGUGACUGCAUCUGUAUGUUAUAUCUAUCUGUUUUUGUCUGUGUGUGUUCUGUGGAGUGUUCUAUGUAUGGCCACUUGACAAUUUCCCUAUCUAUCUAUCUAUCUAUCUAUCUAUCUAUCUAUCUAUCUAUCUAUCUAUCUAUCUAUCUAUCUUUUUUGUGAAAUUGUGGGAUAGGGAGCUGCUCACCCCUCAUUUUGUUUUAACAGCUGUUUUGGGAUAAUUUCAGAAAGUGUCAUUUAUCCACUCUGGUUUAGAGUUGCCUUUUGUUGUGUUUUUUUCCUUGAGCAGCCCUCCACAUCUUGUUCCUCAUGUCUGCUCCUCUGUCCCUGGCCUUUCUAAUUUCAUUGAUGCAAGCUGUGGCAGAAAGGAUGUAAUGCACAUUUCUGAUGGGUUUUUAGGUUUUAUUCUUAAGCAAUUUCUUUUUAAAGUUGCAGAGGACAAAUGCUCAGGAGACACUUUUUUUUAUCAACAAAUGAUAACCUAAGAUGGUGUAUAUUGUAGAUUAUCUUAUUUCUCUUUAAUUUUUCAGCUUUUCAUGUCAAAGUAAAGGGAAAAAAAGAGAGAUGACCAAGAUUGUGAUUAACUAGAGGUUUUUAUUUUAGUUGGAACACCAAAAAGUGGAAAUAUAACAACAUAAAAGAGGAGCACACACUGUCACUUCUUUCUCCUUUUCACUGCUUUCAGACACCACGUCUGCCUCCAGUUCUCCUCCCCGUCAUAGACCAGAUCAGAGGUCUCAGAGGUCAGGAUGGGCUGCUGUGUAUGAUGCAACUGGACAGUAAGCUUUGGGGUCAUGAAACUGAGUGAGGCUCAUGGGAGUCAGAGACAGACGCUCCGCCGCUCAGGGUCCUGCUGUUCAGAUCACUUAUCCACAUUCAGCAGGACCCUUAGAGGCCAUAGCUAACUAAAAAAGUGAUACAGGUGUAACGUAGUAAGAAAUGUGCGCGCUAAAGCUACUCAGAACAUUACGAUGAGUGUAACAAGAAAUACUGUAACUGUCACAGUUUUGUCCCUUACGUAGAGCAUUAUGUGUUCCCAUUACUGUUCACACAGAGGUCGAGGUCCUUGCGUCGUUUGUUCUGGAUCAGAAAACAACAAUGUGUUGACAUCAAGUUUCACAGCAGAGAGAAGCUGACCAAUCAGACAUCUCUAUUUCAUUUCCUUAUGAGGUGGGAAAAAGCUAAAUUCCAAUUACAGAUGAUAACUGUACUAACUGUUGGUCACUGUGUUGAAUAAGUGGCUAUUUUUACUGAGCCUAAAGCGUACACCAGACAAACACACAUUUGUAGCAGUGAAACAGCAGGUCAGGACAGAAAUACAAUUGAUAAACACAAUGAUGUCAUGUCUUUUCUCUCUGAUACUGUGCUGUGAUUGGUUAAUAUCAAGACUUUAUAUCAAGAAGCUCUUGACAGGAGACAGAUGUUUGAGUCCCUGAACAAAUGGGAUUUGUUGACGUCUUUUAAACUGUCCAAACUUAGCGGUUGGGUUUAAUGCUGUAAUGUGUUCACAUACUGGUUAGCUUAGAGUGCAUAAACCUCUUAAUUAGCGUUUAAAAAGAGCUCUAGUUUGGGUUAACAAUGACAGGUUAACAUUAUCAGUUCUCCAACCAAUCACAGCGCAGCAGAGCAGGACUGGACAUGACUCUAUCGCGACAAAAAAACAACACUGAUCAGGUUAAUAUAUGCAGCGAAGACAAUGUGGGGAUUUACAAACAACCACUAAUAAUUACACAUCAUUGGUAUUAAAUCAAUGAUUAUUUGAACUUGUCAAAGUAAUAUUGGUAGUUUAUUUUUAAUGGUUUAUUUUGGAGCUUUCUUCCCUUCCCUUAGUGGAAAUCCACCAACAGUGUUAAACUGUGUUAGUGUUUAAUAAUCUGAAUGAGUUAAAGUCUCAGUAAACAUGAAGAACAACAUCGUCAGCUGCUGCUUUGCUUCAAGGCAAAAACAUAUACAUAAACAACAAAAACACAUACCGACAGUCCCCACAUUUUCUUUUUUAACAACAUGAGAAAAAAAAAAACUGACAACAAAUGGUGGUCUUGCCAGUUACACUGGUCCAGUUUUGCAUGAGUCCCAAGUUAGGAGGAAGUUCAACAGGUCUGUUUAACAGCCACAUGUACAUGUGUACGUACAGCAGAAACUACAGAGCUGGCUUUCAUGCUACGCCAGAUUAUUCUUCAGUGCACACUAAAAUGGAAUCUGAUGCUUUCGAAAUGAUUAAUCUAUGUUGGAUUAAAGUCUAUUUAAGAUUAGUCUUAAUUAUUCGGAUUCAGUUUGGACUUUUUUAAAAUACUGACAGAUGCAGCUGCAGCUUUCUUUGACACAUGGAUUAUUUUUCAUUAUAUAUUAUUUUUAAUGCCUAACUUUCUGAGACUAUUCUAUGAAAACACCUAAUGUAAAAGUAAAAAAUACACGGCGACACAAUGAGAGGAAAUUUACCUCGUGCUGUACAAACUUGUGACAAAAUUAUUUGCCCGCUAAGUGCUCUGAUAGGUUGGGGAGCGUGUCCUAUUUUCCUGAACUGAAAAUGCAGUAAGGUGCAUUUAGGACAUCAGAACGUAAACAAAGUGUGUCCAAAGACAAACAGUGUUACUCUCACAGUAUAAAACAAAGUCAAACCUGGAGGAGGACAUUUUGGGAAUGUUGUGAAAGUAGUCUUGAAGGUGGAGGUGGAGGGUGUGGUUUGUUUGGUUGGAGUUUGUUCAGCCCUCCCUCGCUGUGACUCGUGGUUCAGCCAGUAAGCCGAGGAUGAUGCUGCUGAUGGACUCCACUCCCUCGCCCUCCAUGAUGGUGCGGUGGUCUCCCUCGACGACGUGGACUGACACUUUGCCGUCGCACACCUGCAGGAGAAAGAACAGAAAGAAGAAUUUAGUGAGGAUACAAUUAUGGACGAGGAUUGGCUUGUUGGGGGUUGGGACUGCCUACUCCCUGGUAUGGGUGAAAGUGUAAGACCUUGUUUAAACCCCCCUUAAAUACAAACAUAGAUCUGCACAUUUGAAACAGGUAAGUGUCACAGCUCUUAUAAGUAUAUGUAUCCUUUGCAUUGGAAUAGACAGUAUUAAGUCUUUAUGAUAGAGAUAUCAGUAAUGAGAAGAAGAAGAAGAAGAAGAAACAUUUGCACAGUAUGCUGUUAUGUUGUGUGUUCUACAAAGUCUGUGGUUUGAACUAUUGACUUGCUAGUUCUGCAAUGUGUGAAGGAGCUCUGCAAGCAUGCAGAAGACAAGCAGCAAUGAAUGUCAAGAACAAACUUAAGGCUCUAUACAUGCAUAUCUAACAUAGAGCAUAAAUGAGGCUUCGACCGGUCUCUUCUUGAUUUUGCAAAAGAUGCCAGUUAGAAAUGUUCAUGUCAAAGGUAAGAAUUUGAGAGGUGUCAUGCAAGUUUUUAAAACAAGUAUUACUUAAGCUGUAAAAGGAGUAACAGGAAGUCAUGAGCUGAAAUGUUAACCUCUGGACAAAGAGGGUCUGACUGUUUUUUGUUUAUGUCUGUUGACAGCACCAGUGUUGAAAAAAGUCUGCAAACAGAUACUGUUCAUGCAUCCUGAGGUGUUAAUCAAACUAUAAUCAAUGACCAGCAGACAGCAAAAAGAGCCUCUGUGUAAAAAAAGCAGAAGAAGAAGACUGAGAAAGUAUGUAAUUAUUUGUAAUAACCAAAAUAAUUCAUCAAAUUAAGCUGUUAGAAAAAUGCGUUUUCGAGAUGAAAAUGUUCAAUAUAUCAAUGCUUCAUUUGUGCAUAUUUCUUUAUAUUUGCAGACUCUGAAAAAUCAAGUAGAGACUUCCUUAAAUAAGUUUAUCAUUUUAUAGUCUGACAGAAGAUGCUUUGAUUGUUUGACUUGCAGCACAUAGACUCUGUGUAUUAGAAGCUGUGCUGUAAGACUCUGUGUUCAGGUGUUGUUUGCACAUAUUUGAAUAAAGUAAUAUCGUAAACAGCCAUUAUUAAGCAGGAUGGCAGUGGGAGUGUUAUUUGAUCUCAGUGAGCUGCUCUUGUUGACUCUCUCCGGGGAGUAAAGAGGAGGUUGUGUUACAGAUCGUAAAACAGGAAUCACAUUUAUUCAGUCUGGGUUUCAAAAUAAAUAAAGCUGUAAAGAGAGCCACCCUCUUCCUCUCCAGCCCAUCAUUUAUAUGUAGACAGAUUUAACACUUUCUGCAUGACAGAACAGAAACAACUGAAUGUUUACUCAGUUUUGAAACGUGCUACUGCUCGUCUGUAUGUUACCUCGCUGAGCUUGUAGUCAGCUCCCAGGCUUUGUCCGUAUUCACUGCUGGCUUUGGCUCGCAGUAGCGUCACAUUGCCGUGGUAUGUGGUCGCGGGCUUGUAGCCUUCAGCGGCCAUCAGCUUGUGGUAGAAGGUGCUGGCUGCAAAGUGAAGCAUGUCUUUGCUGAUGGUCUUGUGACUGGAGGUGAUGAGGUCUACAGCAGCGUUCACGCGGGCUGCGAGGUCUGACAGCGGGAGGAGAGCCUCCACAAGCUGAGAAUAAGAAAAGAAGCGUACAGGAGAUAUUUGGUCAAAACAGGUGAAGUUACAGCGACUGUGUUGAUGUUUUAUACAGUCUUUUUGAUUGGAUGUUUAGAAAGUGAAGUCCCCAAAGACCUGGCUAAAUUUUUGUACCUUGUUGUACUCGAUGCCUGUAAACUGCUGGAUGAAAGCACACAUGGCUUCAGUCUCAGCCUCAGACUCUUUCCCUGGUGUCAGCUUGGCCCUGUAGGUCUGAAAACAAAUAUCACGUCACUCAUACCGUUUUGUGACAACCCCACAAAUCUUACACUAUGACUCCCCAGAAUAAAACAUGUUUCUUUUUCUAACCUGUGUGUACGCUGCUACGUAGGAGUGUGAUCCGUCAAACAGGAAGAGGUGCUCCACGGCCUGGUUCUGCAGCUGGAGCUGACAGCACAUUUCAAACGCCACGCAGGCGCCAAAGGAGUACCCGGCGAUCCGGUACGGCCCGUCUGACUGCACCUGUCUGAUACAGUCCACGUAGUACGCUGCCAGAGACUGGAUGCUGUCAAGAGGAGCAGCUGGAAAAGAGAUCGAUCAACUUGUUAUGUGCAUCCAUAUAAGAAACAGACUCAUAAACAUAUAAACUGAGUAUCAUCAUGUCUUGACCCGCAGGUACAAUAAACAAAGAGAUCUGACAUUUGUUUAAAAGAUCACCCAAAUUCAGCCAAAAUAAAAAGGAUAAAUCUUAUUUUAGGAGUUUCAUCAGCUCAGUUAGUUUAAAAAAAUCGUACCUUUGGUGCACUGUAGGCCGUAGCAGGGAGCAUUGAGUUUGACAGCAAGCGUCUUGAAGGUGGUGAUGGAGCCCUCGAUGGGAUGGACCAGGAACAGAGGUCUCUCUUGGCUCUGGACCUUGUUGAGUGGCGUCACUGUGGAGUCGCUUGGGUUGACUAAAAUCUGAUUGAGGUCUGAUUCCAGCACCGACUUCAGACUGUUUCUUUUAGCUCCCUGGGAAGAGUCUAGAUGAAAGCAAAGACAGAAGAAUACGUUUAUUUCACUCCGUCCUUCAUCACGUCUGUCAUGCUGUUGUUAUGCGCUGAUUUUUUUUCCUGUACCACUUGAUCCUGCUGGCUUGCUGGUGGACAGAUCUCGCAGCUUGUUGAUGGUGAGCUGGCGGAUCUCCCUCAUGGUCAUGACGAUAUCGUAGUCUCGCUCCAGAGUCUGUCGGACUUCCACACCCAUCAAAGAGUCCAGGCCCAGAUCAGCCAAUGAGGCGUCAGCGUUAAGGCUGCUCACAUCACGUACGCCUACGGAGGAAUGUUACAGAGGGAGAACUGUGAGUGCUGUGGCGCUGAAUUUAGUUUGAGAAAUGAGAGGACAGGGAGGAAAUAAUCUUAUAGAUGUGACACUUGAUCAGCUGAACAUUUCCAGCUCUUACCCAGAAUGUGAGCGACAGUAUCCACCAGGUUCUUCUGACUCGCUCCCUCGCUCUUCACCACCGUCCUCUCCGCCAGCACGAAGCUGGACAUCACCGGCUGCUGCUGGCACAGGAACCGAUCCAAAACCUCCAGACAGGAAGCGAUGCGCUGCGGUAGGGUGCCGCCGAUCACCGUGUCGUUGCCACCCAUUGUCUCCAGAACCACGCCCACGUCGCCGAUGGCACCCCACUGGACCGCCAGCCCGGGCAGGCCGUCGUAGCGGCGCUUUUCACACACACGCUCCAUGGCAGAGUUGGCGAAGCCGUAGUUACUCUGACCGGCGUUACCACGGCCACAGCUGACUGAGGAGUAGGCCACGAAAUAGCUGAGGUCUGGACAUGAUUUUCUUGUCACCCUGGAGAGGAGCAGAGGACAGUACAGAGAGAUUAAUGGAGGGACUAAAAAUUGUGAUAGAGACACAGUUCUCUAAAGGACUGUGUUUGUCUUACUUGUCCAGGUUUAAGGUGCCGUCAUAUUUUGGUUUGUUGACGUCAAGGAAGAGCUGAGGAGUCAGAUUCUCCAACAUGCCGUCUUUCAACACCUGUUAAUGAAAAAACAUACAAUGAGACAAAGUCAUAAAGUGUACUGAUAGAGUACAGAUUAAAGAGGAAUCAGUCAGUGUGUUUACAUGCACAGCUUAAUCGGACUAAGCUCAUAAUUCGUUUUUUUUUCACCGAAUCGUACUUCUUUCCUUGUCUGUGUAUACAUGAAACUGAGAAAAUCGAAGUGUUGAUGUGAAAGUGUCCUUCUCCCCAAAACUAGGGGGCGAUAUGGGUCUCAUCGGUGGCGCUGUUUCCGGUGACCCGGCAAGUCCGUGCCAGACAUCAGAAGUGUCUACAACUGCUGCUAGGCAUUUUCGAGCAAGGAGUUGGCGCAUCAUACAGCGUUGUUUUUGUCAUACAUGAUGUACGCCCUAAUUUUUCUGCAGAUGAGAUGCACGCUACUCUUCUUCCCUGGUGUUUUUGUUCCGGGGUUAGGGGGGUGUUGCGCAAGUACAUGCAUCGUCCAAUCAUACUCAAACUACGCUGGUUAUAUGGUAGAGAAAAUCGAAUUCCAAUCGCAUUAUCUGGGUGUCUUAAUCAGAGUUCUCUGACUCCAAUUGGAAUUCUCAAACUUUGAUUAUAGUCGGACUAAGUUGUCAGGUCUUAAUCAGAGUAGGGCAAUAUUUCGGUUUUCUCGAGCGUCAUGUAAACGUACUGAGUGUUGGACAGUUUGCAUCAAGAUUCAUUAUAAAAAUGAUUCAUUUGAACACCUCUUGUUAAAGGUAUCAAAAAUGACCAUAUAUAGAUGUUGUCAGUUUUGCUGCUGAUGUUCUCAAUUUGCAUUUGUGGAUCAUAAAGACGCAUGCGUAUUCAUUUUCUGAUCAGUGUGAAGGACUAAUGAUGAUGAUGAGGUUACCAUAGCGAGGUGGAAAACUCCUCCCACUGGGCCCACUGAGUUGGCCUCGGCGAUCAGGCGCUCCGUCCCCUCCAGCGUGCUGACAUCAUUGGUCGACACGAGCACUUUCACACCCUGACUCUGCCAUUCACGCACUCGCUUUGCCUGGUAGCCUAGCAACAGUGACAGGAGAAAACAACAAGUUGGCGCAGCAUUAUGAGACAGAUUUCUAACAUGUUACACCAGUUUGUAGCUUUUCAGGUUGUUUUACACUCUUCCCUGGAUCUGGUUGUAACUCACCGUUCCUGAUUCCUGAUCUUGAAGUCAGCACCAGUUUGCGAGCUCCUCUCUCAGUCAGCCACUGAGCAAGCUCCAGUCCGAAGCCCCCCAGUCCUCCGGUGAUGAUAUAAGAGUGGGAGGGGCGACAGAACGUGCGACAGAUCGCUUGAAUAGACAGAGGAGAGGAAGUUUUGACUGCCUCGUCCUUUUCCUCAUGACAGACCUGUGUGCAGAGAAGAAGCAGUGAGAGGAUUUCUAGUGUGUCGCACAUCUUUGAAUUUUCUCUUCCAGAUGAACAAUUAAAACUUGAUUCAUAGUUAGAAUUAAAAAAUCGUUUCAUUCUUCUAUCGAAAGCCAAAGUUUGAGUCCAAACUGACCCUCAGGACGACUUUUCCAAUGUGUUUCCCCUGAGCCAUGUAUCUGAAAGCCUCCUCCACCUGGUCCCUCUCAAACACCGUCGUCUUCAGAGGCUGGACUACACCUCCUUUGAUACCUUCCUUCAGCAGCUCGGACACUUCCUCCCACUCCUUAUUACCUUCUUCAAAGAGUGCGUCAAGCAGGAUGCCGUGAAACGCUACAUUCUUCAGGAACAGAGCCAUGCCUGCAGAGAUCACAACAACAACAUGAUGCCAACAGACGGACACUUCUCAACUAGAGAUUUACACUCUAGAUAGACACAGAAUGGUAGGGCAAUCAGUGUUGGCAAUAUGACUACUCAUGUAAAAAAAGGAUUGAGCAUGAAGCACAAAUCAGAAAUAAUCAUUACACAUUUUUAUCUUCCACUCACCCAGUGGAGAGUUGUUGGACAGAUCAAAUUUGCCGAUCUCCAAGAAACGUCCAUGUCUGGCCAAGCAGCGAAUACUGGCCUGCAGCUUCUCCUCAGCCAGAGAGUUCAGCACUACAUCCACACCUAAAACACACAGCAAAUACAGUAUGUCAUUAAAAACUGCCAUUGUUGCAAUCUGUAUGUGUAACUGAGCGGUCUCUGGUUGGAUAAAAAUCUUUUUGACUGAGCUUCACACCAGCACCGUUUUGAAGAAAUGCUGAUCUUUAUCAAGUUUAAAAAAGUUUAUCUUGAAGUGUGGAAAGACUUGCAGUUAAUACCUCAGUGGAGUGUGAUAUCUAUUAUCUUUGCAGAUACAGUAUGAUCUGAAUUCUUUAUAAAAGUGCCUCUAUAAAGGUAUCAUUAAUUCGAAUGCUGUGUGUCUCACCUUUUCCCUGUGUGUGCAGCAGGACAUGCUGUUCGAACGAGGCGUCUCUGGAGUUAGCGAAGGACUCUGCAGUAAGCUGAGGGAACCUCUGCUGCAGGUAGGCACGCUUCUCCGCUGAGCCUUCAGACAUCAUACACAGAAAAUGUUAGCAUUGAGAAAUAGUGAUACCAAAGCUGGUCCAAAAGAACAGGAUUCAAAACAAGCCUUGCAGCAACUGAGGGGAUAUUUUUUGAUUUUUGAUAUCUGGGUUUAGGAGAUCCAAAAAACUCAUAAACAGUUUUUAAAAAUAUUUAAAAAGUUAACAGAAACGGUCUUUCACUUGAUAAAACAUACAGUGUAUACAUGAAAGUCAAUGCAAUAUCAGAUCAGGCCUGAAUUAAUGUGAUAGUGUUAUUUUAACAUAAGAUCACUCACCAACUGUGGUGAAGACUUUACAUUUCUUGCUCAGUGCUAUAGCGAUGGCAGCCUGGCCUACGCCCCCUGACCCUGAGUGGAUCAGAACAGACUCUCCAGGGCGGAGCCGGCCCCGCACAAUCAGAGAGUAGUAUGCUGUAGCGUAGACCACCGGGACUGAGGCUGCCUGCUCCAGGGUCCUGCACAAACACACAUACGAAUACAAAUGCAUUAUUAGUUUUAUCAUUUAUCACACAGUUUGGGGUUCAUUGAUGUUUAUUUUGAUUUCUGCAGUCUGGUUAUCUUUGUUAUUGAGUCCUGUGACCCCCAUCUUCACUGACACAUAAUCUAUCUGAAACCAGUGACACUGACCAGCUGGAGGGAACAUCCCACAGGAAGCGUUUGUCAGCAUCCACACUUGUAGCCAGGCCUUUAGCAGGAAGCAGCCCCAUCACACGCCGACCACCAGGGUCACGGCCUGAAAACUCCAUACCCAGCAUGCACUGCUGCAGAGCUAGGUCACCUACAAGAUCAACAUUGAAAAAGCUUUGAGUCCUCCAGUAUAACAUUAGCAGUCUGUAUUUACUUAUCAACUAUUUAUGGAAAUACAGAUAAUUUCUAUUCUGUGUCUUCUCUACUGUCACUACCUGGGAUAGCAUCUGGCGGCAGUUUGCCGGUGGCCAGCAUGAUGUCUCUGAAGUUGAGCGAGCUGUAGUAGACGCGGCACAGCUGCACAUCGGGGUUGCUGGUUACAAAGUGACGGAGCGGAGAGGCGAUCCAGCGCAGAGAGGACAGAUCACCACGAGUCAGCACGUUGACAUAGGCGUACUCUGUAGACGCUUCAUUAAGAUCUAAGAUACAAAAAAACACAAAGAAAAAAGAAGAACAUCUUUCAUAAAACUUACAGAGAGGAGAAUUAUCAACUUUCCAUGUACCCUUCUCUCAGGCUGACUGGUCUUUGUAUUCACAGUUACUCACUAAUUUUUAACAGCUUCCAGUUUUUAUUAUUAUUAUUAUUAUUCAACUUUAUUUCAGACCCACCCACAGGAUGAUGCAUAUCACAAAAAAUAAAAUACACACAUAGAGCAAAAUACACACAAGAAGACAAAACAAACAAACACAGUUUAUCUGUAUGCAACCAAAGUUGACCAAAACUACUCCAACAAAGAUGUCCCAUCCAGCCGGACAGAAAAAGUAUGAAAAUUGUGGUACGACAUAUAGCUACACUGGAUAGCUGAAUUAUUUUUAUCAAGAUUAACUAUACCAAAGUUCUGUUGAAGUGCGAAUGCUGUAAAACAAAACUUUAGUACAAUUUAUGAAAAUGUAGUACAUGAAUAACUAAUUUUUAACUACUCUACCACACAAUCUGUAAUGGCUGUGGUGGAAAACAGUACCAGGACCACAUCACUCUGACUAGAAUCAGUAUUUUUGGUAGAUUUCAGGUGUUUUGGUACCUUGAGAUAUGAGCUGGUGCCUGAAGACGCCCCAGUGUCCGUCUCUGAAGACAUUCAUGACCAGGUCCCCGUCCAGCACUGACUGCAUGGACUUAUGGUUCAGCUGAAGGGUUGGUGCUGAAGAAGAUGUGUUCAGGUUGGAAACAAACGCACAGCUGGAUAAAAAGAAAGAGAAAACCGAGACAGAAAAUAAAACAGAGAAAUAAAGAGUCAUCAGAUUAACCACAUAAAUUGAUAAAUCACUGAGCGCACAACUGUACACAAUAGAAGAAGAAAUUAUUUAAUACAAACAACAGACAUUUACACUGGCGCAAUGUCUGGUAUGUUUACAUAGUAGAUGUGUCCUACCGUAUCCUGUUGCCCCCUGGCUCCUGACGCAGACAGUUGACCAUUCCCACAAUGCCGCAGUGAGCCUGAGAGGCUGUCAGCCAAACUGGACAGUCCGAUGAGUCAGCGAUGGUCGCCUGAAUUCAACACACCCACAGGAAACCCAGAGAUAAAACUAAUGUCACACAUAAACUGAGUCUGACCGACUGUGAGGGAGUCAACAUCUGCUUGACAUAUUAAAGUUACACAUUUACACACAAAAAAAGACCCACCUUGAGUGUUUCCACCCACUUGUAGUCAGUGCUGUCCACAGGUAGGAGGACAGGCUGUUUUUUAUCCACAGACUGAGUGCGGCAGAGGAAGAGGGCAGAGCCAUAAUAAGACUUCCUGACAGCCACCACAUGAAGGGAUGUUUCUGCAAACAAUUUCUCCCACUCGGCCUGAAGAGAGAGACGUAGAAAAUAUCAGCACCACGAAACCUCUUGACAUCUCAUGGUAUUGAUUUACCCAACCAAAUUUAAACAGAAAAACACUGGAACCAAACAGAUUAAACUUUUUUUAACGUUUUACUUUUAAAAGACCAGCAGGAUAAGACUCUUUCUCUAAAAACAUCAACUAUUACCACUUUGUCAACAUGGAAUAGUGGGACCAACAAAAAAAGAAAAAGUUUGUCAGAGAGGCUUUAAUUAAAAUUAUUUCACUUUUUAAAAUAAGAUAUUCCUUUAAUAGUCCCACACCAUUCCAAAAUUACUGCAGCAUAAAUACAGAUACAAAAAGAGAAAUUAGAGGAUAAAGAAACUUAGAGUUUAAAAAAGAUUUGUACGUGAGUCUUAUUUACUAUAUGCAUGUGUACGGAAUAUACAUAUAAAUAUGAUUUUUUGCACACUGAGGUUUUCUGUUGUGGAGUCUGACAGCUGCAGGAAGGAAUGACCUGCGAUACCUCUCCGUCACACACUUCAGGUGGAGCAUCCUGUCCCUUAAGGAGCUCCUCAGUGCAGUGAGUGUGUGUUGGAGGUUUUUAUUUGAAACUGAUUCACGAUGGGAUUGCACAAUUUUUGCACCCACAUCAUCUAAGCUAAUGCGCCAAAAAAGACAUCACCUGAUCCACAAACUGUGCUGCAGAACAAAUAUCAUCACUGCGGACUGAUAUUGUUUGAAGAGCUUUCUAUCAAACUGAUGAACAUUUUGGUGCAUUGCUAUGUAGGGCUGGGUGAUAUGGCCUCAAAUCAAUAUCACGAUAUAUUGAGCAGUUCACCUCGAUAAUGAUAAGUGGAACAAUAACUACUCCACAAACCGCUCACUCCCUCCCACAUUAACUUCGUCUACUUAAGCCGCCGCUCCAGCUGCUACAACUUUUGAACCGUCCUCCAUCUCCUCACCUGUCUUUCGCUCUUUGUUACGGACUGGAUGGGAUGGAGUCACGUCUCUGACAUAGGUCAGCGUCUUAAAGGGACAUGAGACCAUAGCCUACCUACACACAUCCAAAACCAACUUUUAUUUAUUUUUUUGACACUGAAUAUACUGAUAUACCGAUAAAUUUAAUGUCAUAAAUUUCGGUAUCGGUAAAUUUUUUCGGUUUAUCACCCAGCCCUACUGCCAUGUGAACGCUGAUACUUCACAAAAUCAAUCAUGUAAAGUAAGUCAUUCUUUUGACAGCUCAAAGUGAAUUAUUAAAAAGAAAAUAAAUUAUGUGAUUCAUCAAAACAGGCUGUCAUGAUGAUGCUUCUGUCUAGUCAAGGACUGAUCUGUUUAUCAUUAAAACACUGACUGACCUGUGUUAGCAGUUUUCCUUGGCUGCCAUUCUGAGCGCUGCUGGAAAGAAACGUGACCGUCUCCCCCAGAGUCUCCCCCUUCAGGAGGGUGUGCAGGAGAACAAACCCUCCCUGUUUGGCUCCAGAUGCCAGGUUUGCCACCAGCAUCCCAGGGUCUGUCUUCAAGGAGCCCCAGGCGUGGUUACACAGCACCAGGUCUGCCCCUCCAACUGCCCCUCCUGGCGCUGGACCUGUGAGGGGGUCCCACUGAGCUGAAGCCACUGUCAGCUCCUCCAGGGAGGACUGGUGGGGUGCCAGAAGUUCCAGGUUGGUGGUUGUGGCGGUGUAAUCCACACGCAGCAUGGGCUGAAUGUUGAGGAGGGGGACGACACGGGAGAAGAGCUGACCAUCGUCUGAGAGAGCCUGGAAAAGUCAGGAGAAGAAGAUGUGAGAUUGAAGCAGAGACCUGAACCUUUCUGAAUCAUCUGCGUGUUUUUCUGUUACAGUCUGACCUCCAGGACUUUAAUCUUCCCAGGUGUGCUGUUCUCCAUGGCGGUGUCCAGACAGUGUCUGAGUCCUGGGUGGUCCAGCAGGCCUAGCAGCAGGCUGUCCUGCAGCAGACACGCUCUCUCCUUCUCCACUGUCUGUUCCAGCUCAGACUGAAGGUUUCCGUUCAGCUCCAGGCCGCAGAGCAGCGACAGCAGACGGACAAGGCCGGGCUCGGAUGGUUCAAGGCUGGGGAGGGGGCCGUCUGACACACCUUGUAGCCCAGGUAUGGACAGCUUGACACCGUGAUUGGCCAGCUUCUGCUGCAGUCUGUGGAUUAAACCUGGAUGGAUAAGCAUAUGCAAAAAAGAAAACAGGUUUAUGAGUUUGAUUUGUUUUAAAGAAGCAGAAAUGAAAGCAUUGUGGGAUGUUUGGUUUGGGAUUUAUUUUGGGGGUUAACAGAGGAUCAUGUUUACCUUUGCAGAUCCUCAGCUGCUCUGCCAGCUUCCCAUUGGCUGUCAGGCACUCUGUCUCCACGUACGGAACAAACACAAACUCCUCAAGGGUCGGGGGGCUCUGCUGCUGCUGCCGGCGGGGAGCCACAGUGGCGUGGAGACCACAGAUCUGAACUCCACCAGCAGUGAUGUUGUCAAGGCAACGGUUUACAUGGACAUCCACGGCUUCAGGGGAUAAGAAUGAAAAUUUACACGAGAGUUGGACUGAACGCAAACAUCUGUUACAGAGUUGAUCACGGUUAAAAGAAAAUUCAAAUAAGACGCACUCACCUUGUUUUCCUUCAGCAUACUCGCCGACCUUCUCCUGAUGAACAGCUGGAUCGAUGCACACUGAGCGGAUCCUGGUGGGCAGACGUAGACUACGACCUGACAGCCCGACAACAAUCAUCUGCAGCAUCGUGUCCAAAAAGGUCACCCAGUUUCCCGUCCACUGCAGCUUCCCGCUGUCUCCUGGAAACCAAUAAACAGACACCACAACCAAUGAGUGGUACUUCUGUGGGUAUAGUGGGGUGGUAAAUCUUUGUUUUCAUAAUGUUUUGACACAACUGCUGAAAUAAAUCACACACACAAACAUAUGUCAGUGUUACCUGCAUUGUUAGACUCUAAGAUGCCCUGGAAAGUCUUCCCGUAGUCGUAGCCCCUCAGGCGCAGCUCUUUGUAGAUAUCAGGAGCUGUGAGCUUCAGUUUGGGGUCACUGUCUUUGCUGGCAGCUUGUUGUUUUAUCUGAGAGUGGAAAGAAUCAAGAGCCGCAUCCUGCAGGAGACUCACCUUACCUGAAAACAAACGCAGGACAAAGAAAGAGAAGAAUCUGUUUAAGAGAUGUCAGGAUGUCAGGACAAUCAGUCAGUGAUUUAAAAAAAUAAGGAUUUCUUUUUAUCAGAUGAAAACAAAUGAAGCAGUGUUCACUGUUUUACAUGCACAAACUGAAUCCUGUGGACAUGAGCUCAACAAAUAUGGUGUUUGAGUCAGGGAGGUUGCACACUGAUUAGCGCCUUGAGCAGUUUCAGGUUGGGUGCCUUGCUGAAGGCCAGCUCAGCAGAGCCCUGGAAGUGAGUUGGCACCUCCUCAGCUAACAGUCCAAUUCCCAAACUGGGAUUUGUUCCUAAUACAAGUCCCUAUGGACUGAGCUAGCACUGCUCUCCUCAUACUUCCAAAUAACAGGUGAUGAUCUGCUUCAGAGGACUGGAUCCUUGCCUGUGUUAAAAGCAGGGUAUGAAUUGCCUUAUCCCCUCCUCCAGUUAGGCUGCAUUUGAUGCGUCAUAUACCCUCGCCAGUAGAUGGUGCAAGUUGAUUGGCUUUGUAUAAGGUCAACUUCCCUCUCACUCUAUACCAGUGGUUCUCAAGUCCAGUCCUCGAGGCCCACUGUCCUGCAUGUUUUGGAUGUUUCCCUGCUCCAACACACCUGAUUCAAAUGAUCAGCUCGUUAGUAAGCCAUUACAGAGCUUGAUAACGAGCUGAUCAUUUGAAUCAGGUGUGUUGGAGCAGGGAAACACUGUUCUAUACAAUAAAAACUUGCUAACUGUUGAAGUUAGCUGAUGCAACAUGCUUGAGGAGAAAGCUAAGGAGAGAAGGUAUCUAAUCUGCUAAUAUAAGCUGUCAUUCAGACUCUUAUAAUCAGGGUGUUGUUUAUUGUUAAAAUGCAAAAUCUCCCUACCACUGACGGUUAGGUUUCCAUUCUCUGAGACCUCAAACUUGUUGGUGGAAGGCAUGAGCCGCACCUCCAGCUGGACAGAGCCUGAGGGGAGGACACAGGAGAAAAAGAAGGCAAGGAGGAGGACAAAUUUAGUCAAUCAAUAAACAUAAGACUUCUUAUAAAGGAGGAUAAUCGAAGAUCUGGAUCUGAUCUGCUCUCACCGCUCUUUGGAAGAAUUGUGGCUCUGUGGAUGGUGACAUCUUCAAAGGUUAUAGGGGUGGUUUCCAUGACGAUCCCCAGAUUUCUCACCAAGGUGCGCCAGGCCAGCACCAAGUAACCCGUCGCAGGGUAGAGGACACGCCCAUCAAUGCAGUGACCGAUCAUGUAGUAAUCUGCAGACUCUGGGUUUAUGUCUGUGGGUUAGACAGGAGAGUAUCUUGGUCAAGUUAGAUCAAAAACUUUUAGGCAUGCACACUAUUAUAAGUACAAUGUCUAUAUCAGCAGGAAUUUUCCAAUCCAGCUAUAUGGAUCCAUCUUUAGUGUUGGAAAAAGACAGUAAAAUGCUGUUUGUUGAAUAUAACACAUGUGGACAGAUGCACACCUGCUUCUCUAUUACUGCUUUAUUUCUUACCGAUCUUGAAGACAGUGGCAGAAUUGGAUGCUCCUGAACCAGCUACAAAGUGCUCUGGCAGUGGGACGUCCCAGGUCUGGGCAUGAUCCCACUGAACCAAAGGGGAGAUCAGAGGAGUACCAACAGGCACAGGGUACUCCACUGCGGGCCAGAGGCCAUUAGCAGCCACAUUAAUGCUGAAAAGGAAAAUUAAAGAAAAAUACACAUAUAAGCAACCUUGAACUGCUUCACAGAGGUCUCAAAGAGGAGGAGCAGAAAGCUGAAUAAUACCCGUUCAUGUAGACUUUUCCGAUGUUUGUGAGGAAGAACUCGAGGUUGUUGGUGUGGCCUCUCUUCAUGAGAGGGAGGAUGGAGCAAGUUUGCUUCAGGCUUCUCUUCAGGAUGGCCUGAGGAGGGAACAGGUUCGACUGAUCAGACAUUUUAUCACUGCUGGUCCAAAACAAUUUCACUGAGCUGCUUAACUCUUUCACGACAGAAACAACAUUCAAAAAGAUAACAGAGGAAACAAAACCGAAAAUAAAAUGGUUUAAGAAAGUUGUAUGACAGAAGUUUUAAAAGAAAUAGUUUGGGUAACUGGAGUGGGGAUUUUGUAAAGUUGUCAAUAGUAAGUGUUUUAUCCACAGGGGGGUAGAAGUCAACUUGGCCCCUUUACAAAGAAACCAGGUGGAGAACCAGGCAAGGAACUAGGCAUUGGUGCUGCUUUCAGACAUCUUUAAGUGCUUUGUUUUGCAGCAGAAAGCCUCUUUGUUUUAGCACCAAAACAAAGAGCACAAAGACUUGGCAAAAUCGGCACUUCAGGACCUUUCUGAGUCAGAGGAAACCAGCAGAUUCAUUCGAUGAACUUUCAUGACACCUUUCUUCCUCAUCAUAUCAACAUCAUGCUGAGUAUACCUGCAGCAGAGCGUGAGGUGCUAUCUCCACCACCACUGCGUUGUCGGGAACCAUACGGAGACCCUCCUGGAACAGCACGGGGCUGACCAAGUUGUUGACGUGAUAAUCAGCCGAGCUGGUCAGAGCCAGAGGAGAGUUCCAAUCAGCCUGAGGGAUGCUGGUGCUCACCCAGCGAGGCGAACGCUGCCGUGGUUCUUUUAUCACCUGCACACAAGAUGAUGACAAAUUAAUACCCACCAAACAGCCCAAAACUUUGAUAACCAUUUACAUCAAACCUAAAAUAAGAGAGUUGGGCGAUUUCUAUCAAAUAGAGUAAGUCUAUCCCAGAUAUUCUGAUGUGAAACUAAAAUUUAAGAAAAACAGCUGUUGAAGUAACUAAGGAUUGUGUUUUUAUAUGAUUAGUCAAGGUGAAUGCUUCUGACUCUGCAGACAACAAUCGUCUCAGUCUGCAAAACACGUUGCACUUUCACAGCUAAAGAAUCUGUUGUCUGUCUUAGCAUUACUAGAUUUUGCAUAAAUGUGAAAUAUUCUGCAACAGUAAAAGAAAGCAGAUUUCUGAAUAGCUUUACAUUCCUAUUUUAGUGCAGAGAUAGUAAACAUUCUACACAGCAAAGUUCUGUUUUCAUUCCAGUUUAUAAAAUCCACUGUAGUAUCCAACAAAUCAUCAGUGAACUUCUCCUUUACAAAAUAUUUAUCAGUCUUGAAAAUGUUUGUCAGUCAGGAUCUAAUGAGUAAAACCUGUUGACGUGUAUUUGCUACACAACUGCCUAAAACACAAGUUAAAGUAAAACUUGCAGGUUGGAGACUAUUUUUGCACUCACUCUGAGACUCCAGUCUAAAGUUAAGUUCUUAUAUUUGACCCUCAAUCCUCCACUUUGCAUUUCAUACACAUGAUCCAGCUAUACGUCUAUUUUUGAAUUAUUUUACAGGCUUAUGAAAAUGAAGUUGGAGAUAAAGGGUAGAUGGAGGGAGAGAGAGUGAUGACAGUGUCCUGCUACUUUCUAUUAAAGGUGUUCAUGGCUGAAAAGUCAGCCUACAUUUUCAGCCUCCUACUACUACUGCAAGUUAAGCAACGGUAUAGUCAGAGUAUCAGCCCUUCAUGACUCAUUGUUGAAAAAAAAAACUGAAAACAGACUCUUUUUUUCUCUUUAUCUGUGCCCUUAUGUAAAAGAUGUAUAAAAACAAAGGUUAACUUCCUCAGCAACUAUUUUCGGAUAAAGUUAUACAUCAAUGUUGUCAAUAAUUUAAUUUCAAAUGUGUUAUUCAGCAACUGUUAAGGUAACAGUAGGAUUCAAAGCUAAAUAUCAAAGUGUUAGAUCAACAAACCUUCUUCAGAGCAGCCAGCAGGGCAGGAGCGAUGGAGGCCAUGUAGUAGGAGUGGAAAGCAACGCCAGCGCUGCGUACCUCCUUUGCAAAAAUCCCCUGCUCUUUCAGCUCUGCCACAUAUUUACUGAUCGCAUCCUGGAGAAAAACAAACACAACACAACCGUUUAAGCUGAAUGACAACAGAAUAUCCUGAUAAAACUAUCUUUUUGGAUUCGCAGAUUAGGGAUGGUUGAAAAUGAUUCACAUAAAUCUCAUACUUUGUUGUAAAUUUAAAAUCAAAGU
Molecule: messenger RNA, 33952 nt
Organism: Xyrichtys novacula (pearly razorfish)
Lineage: Eukaryota; Metazoa; Chordata; Actinopteri; Labriformes; Labridae
Source: the annotation of a GenBank genome assembly